AUGUCCCAGAUUGACCCGAAUGGUCUCUUCCCCGACGUCGACGUCCUCUGUGGCAUGCCUGAGCUCGGCGGUGUGGCCGCUUGCGAGUUCCAAGUCCUCCAGAACGACUCGAGCAAUUGUGCUUUCAUUCUCGAUUUGAAAGAAGAACAACCUCCCUAUGGACUCCCGAAUCAGUUAUAUGCACGGAUCAGAAAGUCUGAGAAGAAUGAACCCCUUCUUGCAACUGCUGCGCUGCAGAAGCUAGCCUACGCCGUACUUCCUCACCUGGUCCCGAAGAUCUGGGGUUCUGGACAUAGCCGAACGGACGACGGCACCGUUAUUGCUUAUGUUCUCUCCCAAGUCUACCCAAACGCCUGUACGCUUGAGUCGGUCUGGGGUGAUCUUGACGACAACAAUAGAGCAAAGCUCAUUGACAACCUUUUCGAGGCAAUCUCGAAGUUGCGUCGUGUCUCAUUACCGAAGCUAAGCUAUGAGCAAAGAAAAAUUUUCCGCAACACGCCAUUUGAGAUAAAAGACGCAGAGAAUCCCAUUUCCGUCGGUGGUCCAUCUUAUGGUUAUCAUAGCGGCAUUGGCUCUUUUCUGCAAGACAACCUCUACCCCAGAGACGCGGAGUCUACGGUCAACACAAAGCCCGAUGGGACUGUGGUCGUCAGCGUCUACGCCCCCAAAGAGGAAUCUUUUGGCUUCCCCCAGACGGAUCUAGAUGUGCUAACGCAAAGCUCCAUCUUUUGCCACAACGACUUAGAGCCCUGCAACAUCCUUGACGAGGCAGGCUUCGUUCCCUUCGCCUUUGAGGUUGGUCGCAAAGACUCCCACCUGGGCCUCCAGAACGUCACCUGGAGUUGGUAUGACAUGUACCGGCAACUUGCGGCACAUCAUCUUCUGGACACUCCAGGUCACUCCAUUUGGUCAAAACUGAUUCGAUGCCUGAUGUCUGUUGCUGCUUGCCACCAGGACAGUGAGGGAUCGACCACGGACGGCCAAGCACAGAGGCUGUGGCAGGAAAAGGAAAAGAUUACAUUCUCUACACUUACUGAAGAAGGAUGGGUGAAGAUGGGUGGCAGUGAAGUCUUCAACUUCAAGGUCGAAGAAAAUGAACAGUACCAGGGAUGA
This is a messenger RNA of Colletotrichum orchidophilum, 1113 nucleotides long. RefSeq lists its product as uncharacterized. The coding region runs from base 1 to 1113 and encodes 370 amino acids. NCBI's taxonomy places the organism in Eukaryota, Fungi, Ascomycota, Sordariomycetes, Glomerellales, Glomerellaceae. The record is from RefSeq and is a predicted model, not a curated record. The transcript has 2 exons.